This is a messenger RNA of Ostertagia ostertagi, 288 nucleotides long. Lineage: Eukaryota; Metazoa; Nematoda; Chromadorea; Rhabditida; Trichostrongylidae. The record is from the annotation of a GenBank genome assembly.
AUGUGCCUUAAUCUUUCCGACGACCAACUUCGUAAUGUCAUGUCAGCUCUGCGAGAAGGCAUGGCACUAGGUGUCAAAAAAGGAACACCAAUGGGUGUUGGUCUGAAAAUGAUCCCAUCAUACGUAAGAGCUAUUCCCAAUGGAACAGAAACUGGCGAUUAUUUGGCACUGGAUCUCGGAGGUACAAACUUCCGUGUGUUGCUGAUUCGUCUGCGAGGGAGUGAAGCUGAGAUGGUCGGCAAGAUCUACGAGAUACCAACAUCGAUACAGCGAGGAACUGGUGAAGCU